Kalmanozyma brasiliensis GHG001 is the source of this 1758-nucleotide messenger RNA. Its product is annotated as PPP domain protein. NCBI's taxonomy places the organism in Eukaryota, Fungi, Basidiomycota, Ustilaginomycetes, Ustilaginales. Gene Ontology annotation, molecular function: protein serine/threonine phosphatase activity; protein binding. The transcript has a single exon. The record is from RefSeq and is a predicted model, not a curated record. Bases 1 to 1758 code for a protein of 585 amino acids. Gene Ontology annotation, cellular component: cytosol; nucleus.
AUGUCCGGCUCAACAGCACAGGGCGAGUCCUCCUCGUCGAGCGGCUCGACUGCGCCCUCGUCUCCCAUCGCAACCUCCGUCUCGUCCAUGGACACCGAAGUGACUCACCUCGACCAAGCCUCGGCGACCUCUGCCGACGUCCCACCCUCGCCCAGCAAGGAGGACAUUGCGCUGCCCGUGGAGGAGAAGCAGGCCAAGGCGAAACAGCUCAAGGAUGAAGGCAACAAGCUCUUCUUGGCGGGUCAGUACGAUGCGGCAAAGCACCAGUACGGUCUCGCCAUCGCUCUCGACCCUUCCGUGCCCGCCUUCUACAGCAACCGAGCAGCGUGCGAGUUGAGACUAGAGCAGCACGGUCUGGCGAUAGAGGAUGCCACCAAAGCCAUUCAGCUCGACUCCAAGUUCUCCAAAGCCUACUUCCGCAGAGCGAGCGCACAUCUCAGCAUCCUCGAUCCCAAGGCAGCAUUGCCAGAUCUCCGCACAGUCGCCCAGCUCGAACCCAAGAAUGCUUCGGUCAAGGCUCAGCUCGAAGCCACCGUCAAGCUGAUCCGUCGACUCGACUUUGAAAAGGCUAUCAAGGUCUCGGAAGGUGUCAAGGCAGCAGAGACCGUCGAAAAUAACCUCAAGGAAGGAUCUGGAGGCACUGUUGUUUCCGACUCAUAUACGGGACCGCGCAUCGCAGAUGGUGACGACGCCGACACAGCCCACCUCGGCAAGAUCGACCAGAAGUUCAUCGACGACAUGGUGGAGCAUUUCAAGAACGGAGGCAAGCUGCACAACCGCUACUCGUGGCAGAUCAUCCUCGGCGCUUUCCGAGCGAUGCAGCAGGAGCCCUCGCUGGUGGACUACCAGGUCCCCGAAGGUACUACGGUCGAUGUCAUUGGCGACACCCACGGCCAGUUCUUCGACUUCAUUCACUUGCUCAACAAGACAGGCAAGCCUAGCGACAAGCACGCGCUCCUGUUCAACGGUGACUUUGUCGACCGAGGCUCCUGGUCGGUCGAGAUUGCUCUCACCAUCUUUGCGUACAAGUGGCUCUACCCAAAGACGACGCUUAUCAACCGUGGCAACCACGAGACAUCCGAGAUGAACAAGGUGUAUGGCUUCGAAGGCGAAUGCAAGGCCAAAUUCGGCGGCGAUCUUACCUUCAAGCUCUUCACGCAGGUUUUCAUCGCUCUGCCGCUCGCAACACUGCUCACUGCCAGCAAGCCCCCUCUCACUGGCAGCGAUCUGCCUGACUCCUUCUCCAUCGCACAGCGGGAGCCCAUCGUGGAGAAAGACACCGGUUUCAAGCGCUUCUUUGUCGUUCACGGUGGUCUGUUCUCAAAGGAUGGCGUCACACUCGAUGACAUCCGCGCCAUCGAUCGAUUCAAGAUCGGCCAGCCCGGUCAAGCUGGUCUCAUGAUGGAGCUGCUCUGGAGCGACCCUCAGACGGCACCCGGACGCGGUCCUUCGAAGCGUGGUGUCGGUCUUGGUUUUGGGCCCGACAUCACCAAAGCAUGGUGCCAGCUCAAUGGCGUCACUGCGGUACUGCGAAGUCACGAGGUCCGUAUGGGCGGAUACGAGGAGGAGCACGAGGGUCGAUGCUGCACCAUCUUUUCGGCGCCCAACUACUGUGACUCGACGGGCAACUUGGGUGCCUUCGCUCGCAUCGACGAUCAGGGCAGCAUCGGCUGGACCGUAUUCGAGGCCCAGCCUCACCCCAACAUCAAGCCCAUGGCCUACGUUGGCAAUGCUAUGAACGGUAUGCUCGGUGGAUGA